Messenger RNA from Condylostylus longicornis, 4704 nucleotides. It is a transcript of the gene Cpr76Bd, whose product is annotated as paternally-expressed gene 3 protein. The record is from RefSeq and is a predicted model, not a curated record. The coding region runs from base 646 to 3291 and encodes 881 amino acids. The transcript is spliced from 6 exons. NCBI's taxonomy places the organism in Eukaryota, Metazoa, Arthropoda, Insecta, Diptera, Dolichopodidae.
AUCUCGCGGUGUGCUUUACAUUUCAUAGAGUCGAUUAUUUCUUUUUUUAAUUUAUUUUUUUCUUUUUUGGGUUUUGAAUUUCUUGAAUUAUACUCGAGAAUCGGAUUUUAAAUUUGAAUUUUGUUUUUCUAUUAAUCCUUAAAAAUAUAUAAAUAAAAAUUAAAUAUAUAAAAAAAAAUAUUUAAUAUUUUCAUAAAAUAAAUAAAAUAUUAUUAAUAUAAAGAAAACAACUAAAAUAUUAUUAAAACAAAAAAAUAAAUAUUUUUACGUAUUUUAAAUAAAAAUUCGAGUAAAGAAAAAAUUUAAAAAAAAAAUUAUUAAUUUUCUAUUUUAUAUAUAUAAUUUAUUUUAAUAAUUAUGUUAUAAAAAUAGUGAAUUUUUUAAAUUUAAACCAAACAUAAAUAAAUAUAUAAAGCGAAUCGAAAAAAAAGGAUAUUAAAUUUAAUUUCUUAAAGUGUUUUAAAAUUGUAACAAAAAGAAAAAAUAAAAUUUGAUUUCUAAGAAGUGUAUUGUAUAUCAAGGAUCAUUGUUUCUAUUUUUUUGUAAAUAACAAGAAAUUUUAUAAUAUUUUAUUUAAAAAAUAUUUUAUCACAAAAUUUCAAAAAUUCUAAUUUUGGAUAUACAAAAAUCAUAAAAUAUACAAAUAUGAAGUUUCUUAUAGCACUUUUUUGUUUAAUAAACAUAGUAAAUUCAGAAGGUUUACCUCCAUGUAUACAUACAGAUGGUGGCUAUAAUUAUCCAGCGCCUGAAGUUAAAGUAUCUGUUACACCAGCUGUAAGCUCAUACAGUGUAUCACCGGCUGUUCAAACUUAUUCAGAAAAUGCUCAUUUAAAAUUUGCUUCAGUUGGUCCAUCAUAUAGUACUCUACAUUCAUCACCAGGUUAUUUAGCAACACCAGCAAUUCAAUAUUCUGAUAAAUCUCCAUCGGCUAAAUUUGCUGCAGUUGUACCAUCAGGAAUAGAUUAUUCAGUAUUACCACAAAAAACGGUUGUGGCAGCUGCCCCACUUAUAUCUAAACCAGCAUAUGUUUCACCAGCACCAGCUGUAAUUAAAACUUACUUACCACCUGCUCCAGUAGUAACAAAAGAAUAUCUACCACCACCAGCCCCUGUUGUAGCAAAAGUAGCAACUUAUACAUCACCAGCAGUUAACUAUGUACAUACAGGACCAGCGGUAUCUAAAGUGUCAACAUAUACAUCUUCUGGUUAUUCAAGCUAUUCUACAGGUGCAGGAAUUGAAAAAGUUGCAUAUGCUGCUCCAGAAGUCAGCAAAAUUGCCUAUGCAGCUCCAGUUGUUCAAAAAGUUGGAUAUGUUGCACCAGCUGUGUCUAAAGUAGCUUAUGAAACUCCAGCAGUGGCAAAAUAUUCCUAUGGGGCUCCCGUUGUAUCUAAAUUAGCAACAUUCACAUCUCCAUCCGUUAACUAUAUUCAUUCGGGCCCAGCAGUAUCCAAGGUUGCAACUUUCUCAUCACCAGGUCAUGUAAGUUAUUCAGCUGGACCUGCAAUUGCUAAGGUAGCCACAUAUGAAGCACCAGCCAAAAUUGGUAUAGCAGCUCCAAUCGCAACUUAUGCUCCUGCUUUAGCAACAUAUUCUGGACAUGCAACUCAUUCAUAUGUAGCCCCAGCUCCUGCCCCGGUUAAGGUAGCUUAUGCGGCUCCAGCCCCGGCAGUUUAUGCCGCUCCUGCAGUAGCUAAAGUUGCAACAUAUACUAGUCCAGCUGUAAAUUACGUUCAUACUGGUCCUGCGGUCGAAAAAGUAGCAACUUAUACUUCACAAGCACAUGUUGGAUACUCAGCUGCUCCCGCUGUAGCUAAAGUAGCUACUUAUACUUCACCAGGUGUUAGUUAUCUACAUUCAGGACCAGCUGUAGCAAAAGUUGCAUCAUAUGCAGCUCCUGCACAUGUUAGCUAUUCAACUGGACCAGGAAUCGCAAAAGUAGCAUCGUAUGCUGCACCAGUAGCGAAAGUUGCUGUAAGUGCCCCCUACGCUACAUAUGCACCAGCUUUAGCUACUUAUUCGGGUCAUGCAACACACUCAUACGUAGCUCCAGCUAAAGUAGCUUAUGCCGCAGCUCCUGCCGUUGCCAAAGUGUCAUCAUUCUCAACUGGACCAAUUGUUACAGGAUAUGCUCAUGGACCUGCAGUAGCAAAAGUUGCUUCUUAUUCCACAGGACCAAUAGUUACUGGAUACGCUCAUGGUCCAUCUGUUGCAAAAGUCGCUUCUUAUUCAACAGGUCCGGCGGUUUCGGGAUAUGUCCACGCACCUGCCGUUGCAAAUGUAGCUUCUUAUUCUGCUGCACCUGUAGUUGCUGGAUAUGCUCAUGGGCCGGCCGUAGCCAAAGUUUCAUCUUACUCUUCAGGACCAGUUGUUGCAUAUGGCCACGGACCAGCUGUAGCAAAAGUAUCUUCUUAUUCCUCUGGACCAAUUGUCACCUACGGUCAUGGACCAGCGGUGACUAAAGUUUCUUCAUAUUCUACCGGACCUGCUGUAGCAUACACUCAUGGAGCUGGAGUUGCUAAAGUAGCUUCCUACUCCUCUGGGCCCAUAGUUGCUGGUUAUGCUCAUGGACCAGCAGUAACCGUCUCAGGACCUGGAGUAGCUAAGGUAGUUUCAUCACCAGUUGUUGCCUCAUAUGCCCAUGCACCAGCCUUGAGCAAAGUUGUUUCAGCCCCUGUAGUAGCUUCAUAUGCCCCUGCUCCAGCUGUUGCUAAAGUUAUUGCAUCACCUGUAGUUGCUUCAUACGCACAUGCUCCAGCCAAAGUAUUGUCAACUCCCGUAGUGGCUUCAUAUGGUCAUGCACCUGCCGCAUUACACACUGGGUCAGGAUACAGUGGUCACAGUCUUGGACAUGGAACUACGACUUAUCAUGGCUCAUUAGCUUUAGGCCUUCCUGGUGUUAAGGUAGCUGCUGUAGGACAUGAAUACGCACAUGGAGUACCUGCUUUAGCAUAUUCAACAGCUCCGGCUGCUGCAGUGAUAAAAAGUGCUGCUCCAGCUGCAGUAAUUAAACCAGUUAUAGCAAAACAUGAAGAAUAUUAUGAUAGCCAUCCUAGAUACGCUUUCGAAUAUGGUGUACAUGAUCCACAUACAGGUGAUAUUAAACACCAAAAAGAAGAACGUGAUGGUGAUGUUGUUAGAGGUGAAUAUUCAUUAGUUGAACCAGACGGUAAUGUUCGCACAGUUAGAUAUUAUGCUGAUUGGGAAACAGGUUUCCAUGCAGAAGUAACGAAUAGUAGAGAUCAAGUUCAUGCAGCUAAAGUGGUCGCCAAACGCGAUGCUAAAAAAACAUGAAUUUCCUCAGGUUAUUUAACAAAAUCAAAAAAAAACAAAACAAGUAAAUUUAAAAAAAAAAAAUUAAAAUAAAAUAAUAACAAAGUUAAAUAAUAAUAAUUUAAUUAUGUCAUAUUGUUUAUAAAAUAAUAUAAAAGGAAGAGAAUAAGAAAAAACGCUGUACAUUUUAAAAUAUUGUAAUUAUAAUAUUAUUUACUCUUAUAUAUACAUACGUAUAUAUAAUUUUACUUGCAUAUUUAUCAUUGAAACAUCCAAAAAUGCAUUAAUAAAUUUUUCAAAAAGAAAAUAACGGAAAAACAAAACGAUAUAAUUAAAAGUUUUCCGUCAUUUUGUAAUAAUAUAAAUACAUCAACAUUACAUGCAUAUACAUACCGAAUUAGAUAGCACCAUGCUUUAAUCAUUUUAUUACCGUUUAAAAUUAUAAAUUUAAAGUUAGAAACAUUUCAUUUGUGUGUGAAAAUCGUAUUUUUAAUUGUUACAAUUAAAUGUUCACAUAAAAAAGCAUUUUAUAUUAUAUAUUUAAAUGUACAUACAUUCAUGGUUCAAGCUCUUAUUAUUAUUAUGUUAUGCAGAAUUGAAGUUUUUUAAAAUUAUCUAUAAUAGGCUUAAUAUAUGUAUGUGCAUAAAGCUCUAAAAUUGAUCAAUUACGUUUUACAAUUAUAUUUUUGAUACACUACCCUUUUUUUAUAUAUAUAUAUAUACAUUAAUUAUGUAUGUAUACCUUAUCCUGUAGAUAGGAUGCAAUUGCAUGCAUGUGUACAAAUUUCAUAGCAAUUUUUGAUUUGUAAUUUCUCAACAACCAAUAAAAUUCCUGUACCUAUAUAUAUACACCAAGUGCUUUUAUAAAUUAAAGAAUAAUUUGAACUCUAUAUUUCCAAUAAACUUGAUUUCGACGCGAUAUGUUUUUUAAAAUACUCAAAUAUAAAAGAAAUUUGGAUUAUUGUUACCUUGUAUUACAAUAAUUUUUACAAAAUUAAUUUUUAAUUAACAUCAAAUAAGCAGCUACCUAUAUCCAAUAAGCACGUAUAUUUACUAUAAUAUUUUAAUUCAAUCUCUAUAAUGAGAUCCACUUAAAAUCAAUAUUUUAAAUUAAUCAAUUUAAGAUAUUUUAAAAUAAUGUUUUAAUUUAAAACGACAUUUGGUAUUGUAUGUAUCAAUAAUUAUUUUCUUACAAUGAAACUUUAAAAUUCUUAUUAAUUUUAAUUUUAAAACGUAAAUUAUUUUUUUGAAACUGAAAUCUGCGAUAAUUAAAAUAAUAAUUGUAUAGGAAACAUUAAAAAAAAAAAACUUUUUUAAUUUAAACAAAAUGUGAAUAUUAAACAAUUGAAAUAUUGUAAAUAAUUAUAUAAUAUACCUAUAUAAUACUUAACUCUUAUUUAUUGGUAUAAAAUUUUGUUUAACUCAACAUUCAUA